Molecule: messenger RNA, 1042 nt
Organism: Gracilinanus agilis (Agile Gracile Mouse Opossum)
Lineage: Eukaryota; Metazoa; Chordata; Mammalia; Didelphimorphia; Didelphidae
Gene: PRR13
Product: proline rich 13
Exons: 3
Coding region: 18-458 (146 amino acids)
Cellular component (GO): nucleoplasm
Source: RefSeq, a predicted model, not a curated record
GGGACAGAACGAGGACCAUGUAUCCUGGUGCAGGGCAGCCAGGGAUGUACCCUCCAGGGGGACCUGUACCCCCUUCAACUUCUGGGUGCCCAGGGGUUAACCCUAUCCACCCACCAUUAGCCAAUCCUGCAUACCCUCCAUGUACCUUUCCUACCCCCCCAGGGGGGUGCCCAGGGAAUCCAGCUUAUCCUCCUGGAGCUUUUGGCCCUGGGCAUCAGCCAGGGUACCCAGGGUGCCCACCCUUAGGUCCCCACCCUCCCCCAGGACAGUACCCACAUCCUGGCCCUUGUGUGCCUUCUGUGAAUCCCUUGGCUCCAGGGAUGGUGGGGCCGGGUAUAGUGAUGGAUAAGAAGAUGAGGAAAAAGAUGAAGAAGGCUCAUAAGAAAAUGCAUAAACAUCACAAACAUGGCAAGCAUUCUUCCUCCUCCUCCUCCUCUUCCAGCAGUGACUCUGACUGAAUCCUGGGCCCUCCUCCCCCCAAGUCACACCACCCCAGCUCUCCCAUCAAGCCUUGGACGCCAUAUUGUGCUGGGGGAAGAUAGCCUGAAGCCCCAACCUCAGCCCAACCCUAUUCACCCCUUUGCCCAAUUGACUGGCGAAGGUGAGGAAAGGAUCUCAAUUGGCCUGAGGAAGUCCAUUUUUUUAACUCCUAGAUUGGGGGGAGGGGAGUACUCCUUUCUGAAGAUGUGUGUCCUUUGAGCCAAAUGCUGAAGAACAUUUUAGUAUCUGGAAAAUGUGAUUUUUAAAAAUUCAUUUUGUAAUUUAUGUGGGAGAAGGAGAAGGGGGGGUGUGGUAUUACCAAGGAAGUUGGUCUGGGGGUGGUAGUCUCAUGCGAAUGGGUGUGGGAACUACAUUUCCCAGCAGACUGUGCAGUGUGCUCAGUCCAUUGCCUUCUGGGAAAGAGAGUUCCUUUGAAUAGGCUAAUGUGGGUGCCAUUUUGGAACCUCAUUUCUUGGUGAGCUCUUUUCAUCUGAAUCAUUCUCUGGUCUUACUCUGUUUCUCUCACUGUGCUUCCCAAUAAAGCUGUUUAUCCCAGUCUCCA